CUGACGCUUCCAAUACAUAAGGAGGGUUCUGGUAUUAACUUCUCAUGGAUUGGACGCGAUCUUGGACCCUCGGUUCUGGCGCUCCUUCUGAAUUACGAGUCCCAUCAAGGCGAGAUAUAUGGGAAAACAUUCCACGUCAUCUCCGCCAAGACGACAUUCCGUGAUUUCGCUCAAACUUUAGAAAACGCGUUUGGGGUGCCGGUUAAAUAUGUGACAGGUCCUAAGACCGGGAUGUUGGAGUUGGACGAGAUGUUUGAGAUGGAAGAGGAGAUAGGGGCUUUUGGCGAUAUCGACAUUCCUGACCCUCGUCUAGUGAAACUUGGCGUUAAGUUCAGCUCGGUUGAGGAGUUUGCAGAGUCGGUGAAGUCAAAGUAUAUUUAG
This is a messenger RNA of Serpula lacrymans var. lacrymans S7.9, 381 nucleotides long. RefSeq lists its product as uncharacterized. The transcript is spliced from 3 exons. The annotation marks the transcript as partial. NCBI's taxonomy places the organism in Eukaryota, Fungi, Basidiomycota, Agaricomycetes, Boletales, Serpulaceae. The record is from RefSeq and is a predicted model, not a curated record.